AAUUUCUUCUUCCUUCCAAAACCACAUAGAUCAGAUUCAAAGUCUCAUCUCUCUCUCUCUAUCUAAAAAAUGGAUCUAAAAUCUUGUCAGAAAUUCACCAUUUUAAUACUUUUCUCACUCUUCCUUCAUUAUACUGUUGCUGAUGGAACAUCCUCCGUGUUUUUCCUCGACAACCCAUCUCAUCAUUACUUCCGUGAUGCUUCUUCUAAGAUAAAUUCCAUGUCUCUUUCCGAAGUUGGUGCUACUGUAUCAGUCUUGCUUGGGUUUGCACCUCCUGUUACUCUCUCCUCUGCUAGUUCUUCGAAGUUGAAUGAGGUACUCGCACCAAAUCCAUUUGAUAGGCCGCGUUCUGUCCUCAUUGUAGAAGUUACAGGAGCUGAAGGUGUUUCUAUUGAGGCUCUUAGAAGCAAUGUGGUAAACGAAAAUAGAGCUGAAAUUCAACUUCCAGAUGCAGAUGAAGUUUCUCUUUUUUCACUGGAUGAACCAAAAACAGAUGCUGAAUAUUCAGACAAAGAACUGAGUGACUUUGCAUCAUGGUUGAGUGGUUCUUAUGUGAAUGGAGAGCUGACAAUCCCCUCGGAGAAUGACGCAAAUUUGAAAUUUCAAUUGUCAAAGGGAGUAGAUAGGGAGUUUGUAACAAGUCUUGUUUCACUCACCCGUAAGAUUCAAAGAGCAAUGGAGACGCACCAAGAUUUGUCUGGAGCUGUGCACCGUCCUUCUGAGCUAAUUUCCGGAAAAUUUGAUGGCCUUAAGGCUCUCAAAGAGCAUUAUGGAGCAGAAGGUGUUGCUAAAGGAACUAAAUUGUUCAGUAUUGUGAUGUCGAAGAUGUUUGAUUCCUUGAGUGAAGCCUACAAAGGUCAAAUUGUUGGAGUCAUUGUCUGUAACGAAACACCUUCAGUAGCAGGGUCAUUGUUCAAUGUCGUUUUCACUUCUCGGCCAUCUGCCCGCUGGCUGGAGGAAGCAAAAGCUUUACCCAAUGCAACUGCUAUUGAAGAAAUUAUAUUGGUUAGACGAACUGUUGCAUGGAUUACAGGAAUCUUGCUCAUAAUUGCCACUGUAUUAGGAAUUUACUUCCUCUUCAGCAUGCCACUCACAAGGGACACCCUUCUUUAUUCUAACGUGAAGCUCGACUAGAAUGUUAGAGCUGCAUUAAACCUUCGGGACAUCAGUGGUGCAAUCUGCCCAAUGAUAUUGUACAAUUGUGAUUCUCUCUCAUUCCUGUUGUUUAAAUUAUAUUGCCAUUGCCAAAGACCAACUUAUAGCUGUAAUAAAGCUGGUUUUGCUUACCGGGGUUUUCAUGACACUAGCUGUUUGUAGCAGUAUAUAUGGGGAAUUAUUCAUGGAUGCAAAUGAGUAGGGGCUGUUGUAGCGAAAACGGGUUGAGAGAACAGAUUAUGUUUUUGCUAGUAUGCAUUCAUUUAGGUUCUGGUAUGAUGUUUUGAUUUGUUGUAUUCAAAAUGAUAUUGGAAAGUAGUGGCUGCUUUAGUAUUUUUGUCAUGAAUAAGAUUUCAAAUUUGGGUCA
Molecule: messenger RNA, 1522 nt
Organism: Lycium ferocissimum
Lineage: Eukaryota; Viridiplantae; Streptophyta; Magnoliopsida; Solanales; Solanaceae
Exons: 11
Coding region: 70-1134 (354 amino acids)
Cellular component (GO): endomembrane system
Source: RefSeq, a predicted model, not a curated record